AUGGGGAACAAGAAGACAGAAGAGCUCCUAGCAAGCCAUGUCUCCGGACAGGCCAACAAGGCCAUGUCGAAGCCGGCCCAUUCGUUGACUUUCAAGGAGGUCCUCGAAGAAUUGGGCGCCAGCGGUAUUGAUGGCCUCUCUCCCGAUCAAGCUGAAAAGCGGUUGGAAGAGUACGGUAAAAAUGAACUCGAUAAUGGUCCUGGUGUCAAUCCCACCAAGAUUCUCGUACGGCAAAUUGCCAAUGCCAUGAUGCUGGUGUUGCUGCUCGCUAUGGGUGUGUCUUUCGGAAUUGGCAGCUAUAUUGAGGGUGGUGUCGUAGCUGGCAUCAUUGGUCUCAACAUUGUCAUUGGUUUCAUGCAGGAAUACUCUGCAGAGAAGACAAUGGACUCGCUUCGGUCCUUGUCCUCGCCCACCUCCAGCGUCAUCAGGCAUGGAGAGUCCAUGGUUAUCCCAACAAUUCAUGUUGUGCCAGGUGAUAUGGUUGAAUUGAAGACUGGUGAUACUGUUCCAGCAGAUAUUAGGCUUAUGGAAGUUAUGAACUUCGAGACAGAUGAGGCGUUACUUACAGGAGAGUCCCUACCGGUUCAAAAGGACGCCGAUGAGGUGUUUGAUGAAAACAUUGGACCCGGUGAUCGUCUUAAUGUUGCCUAUUCAUCUAGCAACGUGACAAAGGGGAGAGCUCGAGGUGUUGUUUUUGCAACAGGCAUGUACACGGAAAUCGGUAGCAUUGCAGCUGCACUUCGAAAAUCAAACUCGAAAGUUCGAGAACCCAAGAAAACUCCUGACGGCAAAGUCAAACCUCAUCGACAGGCUCAGGCAUGGGGUCUUACUGCUGGCGACUUUAUCGGGGCCUUUCUGGGUGUCAAUGUCGGUACUCCACUUCAACGAAAACUCUCACAGCUUGCCAUCGGUCUUUUCGGUAUCGCUGUGGUGUUUGCCAUUAUUGUGCUGGCAGCAAACAACUUCUCGAACAACAGAGAAGUCAUCAUCUAUGCAGUGGCUACUGGUUUAUCUAUGAUCCCUGCAUCUCUCAUUGUCGUCUUGACCAUCACAAUGGCUGCUGGCACAAAACGCAUGGUCGAGCGUAACGUCAUCGUUCGAAAGUUGAAUGCCCUGGAGGCUCUUGGUGCCGUCACGGAUAUCUGCUCCGACAAGACUGGUACAUUGACCCAGGGACGAAUGGUGGUCAAGAAGGCCUGGAUUCCGGCAAGGGGUACCUAUUCGGUCGGGGAGAGCAACGACCCUUUCGACCCUACCUCGGCAGCACUAUAUCACAGUAAGGCUCCCCCGAGCAGUGAUGAUUCCUCCAGCGAAUACGACGUAGCGCCAGAUGAGGACGACAAGAAGACGCAUGACCAGCUUUUACAGGAUAACACCCCUCUCGAAGAAUUCCUGAAGGUCGCAUCUUUGGCCAACCUGGCAACGGUUUACAAAUCUACCGAAGGUGAAGGCUGGACUGCUCGAGGAGACCCCACCGAAAUCGCCAUUCAAGUUUUUGCUUCCCGCUUCGACUGGAACAGAAAGAAACUGACCGAAGGCGACAAAGCCGACUGGCACUUAAUCAUGGAAUACCCCUUCUCCAGUGACGUCAAGAAGAUGUCCGUCAUCUUUGAACAAAAGAGCUCAGGCAAGAAGCUUGCUUUCAGCAAGGGAGCUGUCGAACGUGUCAUUGAUUCCUGCACCACCAUUGAUCUCGAAGGGACCAACGAACCCGUUGAAUUAACCUCCGAGGUCAGCGAUCAAAUCCUCGCAAACAUGGAAAGCCUCGCUUCUCAAGGUCUUCGUGUUUUGGCACUCGCCUCAAAAUUUUAUGAUGGUGCCGCUGAUAGUGAUGCUCGGCCACAAGUUGAGUCUGAACUUACCUUCCGUGGUCUUGUCGGUCUGUACGAUCCCCCUCGUCCAGAAUCCAAAGGUGCUGUCAAGCGCUGUCACCGUGCUGGGGUGGGUGUCCACAUGCUCACGGGCGACCACCCUGGAACUGCACUGGCCAUUGCGAAACAGAUUGGCAUUGUUCCCGACAAAUUGAAUGUCGUUAGCAAGGAAGUUUCCGAUAACAUGGUCACCACUGCCGCCCAAUUCGACCGUCUCACCGAUCAGGAAAUUGACGAUUUACCUGUACUGCCACUGGUCAUUGCCCGUUGCGCACCACAGACUAAAGUACGCAUGAUUGAUGCCUUGCACCGACGAGAGAUGUUUGCAGCCAUGACUGGCGAUGGCGUGAAUGAUUCUCCAUCUCUCAAACGCGCUGAUGUCGGUAUUGCCAUGGGUCAAGGAGGUUCCGACGUUGCCAAAGAUGCCUCUGAUAUCAUUCUGACUGACGACAACUUCGCCAGCAUUCUCAAUGCCGUCGAAGAGGGUCGCAGAAUCUUCGAUAACAUCCAGAAAUUCGUUCUUCAUUUACUGGCUCAAAACAUUGCACAGGCCUGUACGCUUUUGAUCGGUUUGGCAUUCAAAGACUCGUCCGGUCUUUCCGUUUUCCCUCUGUCACCUGUCGAAAUUAUGUGGGUCAUCAUGAUAACUUCUGGUUUGCCCGAUAUGGGAUUGGGUCUCGAAAUCGCUGCACCCGACAUUCUGCAAAGACCACCACAAAAUCUCAAACGAGGCAUUUUCACCAACGAACUAAUCGUCGACAUGCUCGUCUACGGCCUCUGGAUGGCAGCACUUUGCCUGUCUUCAUUCUCGCUCGUCGCCUUCGGCUUCGGCGACGGUAACAUGGGUGAGAAUUGCAACGCCACGUACUCAGAAGCAUGCGACACCGUCUUCCGCGCCCGUGCGACCACAUUCGUCUCGAUGACUUGGUUCUCACUUUUCCUUGCCUGGGAGUUGAUUAACUUCCGCCGCUCGUUCUUCCGCAUGCAGCCAAAAUCCAAGAAGUACUUCACGCAGUGGAUGGCCGAUGUCUGGCGCAAUAAGUUCCUCUUCUACUCAGUCAUGUUCGGCUAUGUCUCCAUCUUCCUCAUCCUGUACUGCCCCGUCAUCAACCACGAUGUCUUCAAGCAUACCGGAAUCUCUUGGGAGUGGGCCAUCGUCAUCAUUCAAGCGCUACUUUUCUUCGGCGGCAUCGAGUCUUGGAAGUGGGCCAAGCGAAUCUUUUUCCGUCGACGUGCGAAGAAGGCUGGUGGUGGCCGCGCCCGUCGUCUCUCGAGUGUCGUCUUCGAUGCUUAUGCUGGUAUCACACCCGGUCAAGUCCCGGAUGAUGAUGACGUCAGCGUGGUUAGCGAUGCCAGCGAGAAGGUGUAA
Messenger RNA from Exophiala bonariae, 3240 nucleotides. RefSeq lists its product as uncharacterized. Lineage: Eukaryota; Fungi; Ascomycota; Eurotiomycetes; Chaetothyriales; Herpotrichiellaceae. Gene Ontology annotation, molecular function: ATP binding; ATP hydrolysis activity; P-type potassium transmembrane transporter activity. The coding region runs from base 1 to 3240 and encodes 1079 amino acids. The transcript is spliced from 6 exons. The record is from RefSeq and is a predicted model, not a curated record. Gene Ontology annotation, cellular component: plasma membrane. Gene Ontology annotation, biological process: monoatomic ion transmembrane transport; potassium ion transport; sodium ion transport.